This is a messenger RNA of Oryctolagus cuniculus (rabbit), 3493 nucleotides long. Its product is annotated as C-type lectin domain family 4 member A. Lineage: Eukaryota; Metazoa; Chordata; Mammalia; Lagomorpha; Leporidae. The record is from RefSeq and is a predicted model, not a curated record.
UCUAUUGCAUUUGCAUAGCCGUACUUAGUGAGUUCACAUUGCGCUGGUCCUGAGGAUUGAGCUGCCUGGCUGUGUGGUCUGAAUGACUCCACACUGUGGGUUUGGUUCUCCUGUGACUUCUCAGGGUCACUCGCUACUAUGGUGCCUCUGCUCUCACCUAGCUGAGUGCUAGGAAGUCGACCAUUUACCAACAUUUUGGUUCUCAUUUAGAAGAUAUUUUAAGGAAGGCAAGAGAUAUUUUCUGAAGAAAGCAGAAUAUCUCUUCUCAAUAUGACUUCAGAAAUCACUUAUGCCGAAGUGAGGUUCAACAGAGGACCUACAGCCUCAGGCAUCCACCCUGGCUCUCUUGCAGCUCCCAAACAGAGUACCGCCCCUCACAAAAGUAAUCUUGAUCUUCCCAAGCUCUUCCUCAUCUCAUUGCUGAUACUGUUCCUGCUGUUGGCAAUCACAUUCCUCAUCACUUUCAUUAUUUUCUUUCAAAAAUAUUCUCAGCUUCUUGAAGAAAAAAAAUCUUUGAAAGAAUUAAAUCACACAGCAUUGGAGUGUAUGAAAAACAAUUUUAAAGAGAAAGUCUGGAGCUGCUGCCCAAAGAAUUGGAAGCCAUUUAGUUCCAACUGCUACUUGAUUUCUACUGAGUCCAAAUCUUGGUAUGAGAGUAAGCACCACUGUUCUACAAUGGAGGCCCAUCUGCUGGUGAUCAGCAGCAAGGACGAGCAGGAUUUCAUCAUCCAGAAUCUAAAAAAUACCCUUGCUUAUUACGUGGGACUGUCAGAUCCAGAGGGUCAGAGACAUUGGCAAUGGGUUGAUGAAACACCAUACAAUGCAAAUGUCACUCUCUGUGGCUGACACACCAACCAUCAUGUCAACUGCUAUUGCUUGAAAGUGCCCUGUGAGCUUUGGUGGAGUCAGCUCCCUGCUGCCUGGCUGCUGCGGUUCUUAUGCUGAGACAGAGCCCUGAGCGUCCAGCAGUCGGUGGUUACCUGUGCCUGCGUGUCGCUGUCAUCCACAGAUGGAUCUCCCCCUGUGCUCCCAUAUGAUUUCUGUAUCGCUGCUAUAAUGUAUUACAUUGUGAGUAGGAAAGUCAGUUUGGGUUUCUCAUUCCCAAAGACAUCCUUUGGGAUGUAAGUUUAUUUCACUCUCUCAUCCCCAAAGCCCUUCACACAAUGCUUUGCAUACUGUAAUAGGAAGAGGAGAUGGGGGAGGGGUACAAUGAUUUGUUAAGCAGAUCUAAAAUGCUAUUAACCUUGCUUUAAGUAGUAGCCAAGAGUACUGUUAGGGAGGGUAUCAAAUGGGAGAAAAGCUGGCUUUCUUCACUUCCUCUAGGUAAACUUCAUGGUGUGAGCUUAAGGAAUUUCCCACAAAGCUUCCCAGGCCUACAGAGGUGACUGUCUCUUUUGGGUGAAGAGCUACAUUAAUCUAGCCCAAGAAACCAAUGAGUAAAAUAAAAUGUCAAUAAAUUACACCAAAAAAUGUGCAUGGACUCGGCUCACAUUUCUGACUUGGAGCAUCUUUCCAUCAUAUUCAGCCAGAACACGACAGAAAGAUACUGAGAUCACUUCCUUCUCCUCCCCUCCCCUCCCCCUCUUGCUCCCUUUCUCCUUCCCUUCCUUCUCCCUCAUCCUUUUAAAAAGAUUUUACUUGUUUGAAAGUAAGAGUUACAGAGAAAUAAGGAGAGAUAGAGAGAGGUCUUCCAUCCUCUGGUUCACUCCCCAUAUGGUUGCAAGGGCCAGGGCAGGGCCAGGCUGGAGCCAGGAGCUUCCUCAGGGUCUCCCAUGUGGGUGUAGGGCACAAGCACUUGGGCCAUCUUCCGCUGCUUUUCCAGGCCAUUAACCAGGGAGCUGGAUCAGAAGUGGAGCAGCUGGGACUCGAACCAGUGCCCGAACAGGGUGCUGGUGCUGCAGACAAUGGCUUAACCCACUACUCCACAGCGUCAGCCCCAAGAUCUUCUUUACUAGCAAGACUGGUUGGUAUUAAAAGGAAAAGGCAACACACGGCUGCAAUUUAAGUUAAAAGCUACACGUUUUCCUGAACUCAACUAGUCUUUUAAGAUUGUUUCCAAGGAGACACUGCCAAUUACAGUUUUUAGAAAAAAAAUUCCAAAAAAGCAAGACCUUUUGUAGGAAUUUAAAAUAUAGUUAUUUGGUCUCUUUUAUCGUAACCUCAAUGAAUGACAUUUUUCCUCUUAUUUGUUGUUUGAGACUUCACUCUAUUGGAGGAAAGGCACCCUAACUGUAGCAGCUAACCUGGAGAACAGAGACAGGCAGGCUUUCACUGUUAGAUAAAUGAAGAAUUCUUCUUAGAAGCUUUGAGAAGCGAGAUAAGGAAAGCCAAGAGAGGCCACACCCUGUGGAACGUAUUUCUGCUAUUGAGUCUUCUCUGCAGCGUGCAUCAGAAGACUUAUGGUAUCAAGCACUUUAAACUCUCUGAAUUUGUGAUUCUAAAACGACCCUUUUGAGGGCCAGCACUGGGGUACAGCGAGCUUCGAUCAUGGCGUGGAGAGCAGCGGCCUCAGACAGAGAUGAACCCGGGAGGCGGGGGGCUGUGGUGUUAGUGUUCAGGGAGUAUUUAUCCAGGAAGGCUCUAGCUGGCUCUCACAGAGAGGCCGAAGGCCUAAGUAUGUCAACAUUUUCCUCUGUGAUUCAGUUCCCUGAAAUCACUGCUCAAAUUUGGAUUGCCAUACUUCUCUCUUUUUUGUUUUUGCUAAGCUAGUGAUUUCCUCAGAAAGGACUUUAAAAAGUGUUCUUGUUUCUGUCACAACAUUAAGAAUUGCAUUACAAAUUGGUAAUAUUUUCUUAAUUCUUUGUGAAGCGAGAUUCAGUUUUUGAGGCCAGGGAUAAGUUUUUAUCCAUAUCUGUGACUUCACUUUAGCUAACAAAAUAGGCAGUGCUAAGGGAGAUUCUAAAGUGUGGUGUUGCAUGUGACAUCCACGGGAAGGCAACUUUCUGCUUCUUUCUCAGCAUUUACAUUUGAUUGGUUUCUUACGUAUAAUUGCCUUUUUAGAAGAAAAAAUAUUUAUUUAUUUGAAUGGCAGUGUCGCUCCCCAUCUUCGCAGAGGAACGACACAGGACCCUGCGCUGUUCUUUUGUCUGCUCGACCCUCCCCGGGUUUGCUGCUGGUCCUUCCCGGGUUGGCUACCGUCCCUUCCACCUCCGUGGAAGGGCGGUUCCCCCUGCCACUUUCCCCACUUCCGCAGGGGAGCGGCACACCACCGGCCGGCUCUCUCGGGGGCUGCACAGGUGUUCCUUCAGAUAGAUGUUCCUGGUGCAUGUUGUCUCUCUCCUCCUUUAUAGUCCUCUUCCAUCAAUCCCAACUCUGCUACCCACACGCCGAGUACGCUGCUCUCCUCCAAUCAGGAGCAGGUCCUACAGUUUAUUGGUUGAACUGGAGGCAGCUGUGUAGAAGCUGUUUCCUCCUCUCCCAGCGCCAUAUUGUGGGAGAGCAGAUGCAUAAAAUAAGUCUUAAUUCGAGUAACAGUCUAAUCCGAGUUGCUCCC